CAGUCCAAACCUUUGGCUACACACUCCUGCUGCUGCUGCUGCUGCUGCUGCUGCUAUCUGACCUGCAGCCGCUCAACGAGGAUCCAACCACUGGAAGAGGACGCGUGGUUUGAUGCUGCAGGACAUGGAACCAAAUUAACAAACUAACACUAACUGAAUGAAGAACCUCUCCUUCUUAUUUGCACUUUCUGUCUGAAAUUUUCUUCACACCCAGGAGAGCUGCAACAGACCUCAUCACGUUGGAGACCUAAGUCAGCAACAUUGGAGUCAUGGUCCCCUCACUGCACUGGCUCCUGCUGCUGUGGGGACUUCAGGGUCUCUGUGCACAGGACUAUGAAGAAGACUAUGAAGAAGAAGUGGUGACCACCAAGAAGAAGAACAAACUAUAUCCGUCCAAUUCCAUCCCACAAAAUGGCAAAUCGCUCAUUGAUGAGGACUGCGGUUUGGAGAUAGCCUUCCUGAUCGAUAGCUCAGAGAGCGCCAAGGACAACCAUGCCCAGGAGAAGCGCUUCGCCUCGGACGUGAUGGACCGGCUGCAGGGCCUCCGGCUGCAGACGGGCCGCAGCCUCAGCUCGCGCGCAGCCCUGCUUCAGUACAGCAGCCAUGUCAUCAUAGAGCAGACCUUCAAACAGUGGAAAGGCACCAACGACUUCAAGGCCCGAAUCGCUCCAAUCUCGUACAUCGGUCACGGCACCUACACCACCUACGCUAUCACCAACCUCACCCGCAUCUACCUGGAGGAGUCAAAUCCCAGCAGCAUCAAGGUGGCCGUCCUGCUCUUCGAUGGCAUCUCGCACCCCAGGAACCCAGACAUAUUCUCAGCUGUGGCCGACGCCAAGAACCAGGGCGUCCGUUUCUUCACCAUCGGCAUCACACCUGAAGCCAACGAGCCGACCAACAUAGCUCAGCUGCGGCUGAUCGCCAGCUCCCCGGCCUCCCGCUACCUUCACAACCUGCAGGACAGAGGCAUUGUGGAAAAAAUUAUCAAGGAGAUUACGGCGCUGGCGGAUGAAGGGUGUCCCCUGGCCCAGAGCAAGUGUGCGUGCGACAAGGGGGAGAGGGGACCCAGCGGCCCUCCUGGCAAGAAGGGCCGUCCUGGAGACGAUGGAAGUCCUGGUUCAAAAGGACAGAAGGGUGAAAGCGGGCUCAGUGGACUUCCAGGUCGAGAAGGAGGAGAGGGAAAACCGGGAUACAAAGGAGAGAAGGGGGAGAGAGGAGAGUGUGGCACACCUGGGAUUAAGGGAGACAGAGGCCCUGAAGGCACCAUCGGCCCCAGAGGAAACCGUGGACUUCAGGGUCUGUCCGGUCCACCUGGUGAUAUCGGCCCUGAGGGUGUGAUGGGUAGAAAAGGGGAGAGGGGACUUCCUGGGCCACCUGGAAUCCAAGGGGAAACAGGGAUCGGCCUUCCAGGACCGAAGGGCGAUGUUGGUUUCCAGGGGCAGCCAGGGCCCCCCGGUCCCCAGGGACUUGGCGAGCCUGGAUCACCGGGGCCUCAAGGGCCACAGGGAGUCCAAGGAGAGAGAGGGCCGUUAGGAGAAGGUCUGCCUGGACCAAAGGGAGAGCGAGGCUUGGAGGGGCCACGGGGGCCCAGAGGACAGCCGGGCGCUGGAAUCAAAGGAGACAAGGGGGAUUUUGGAGCCCCGGGUCUCCCAGGGCCCCUCGGCCUCCCGGGCGUAGGGAUACAGGGCGACAAGGGCAUAGAAGGGCCGAGGGGGCCCCCAGGGAGCAGAGGCCCACCAGGGGAGGGCUUGUCUGGAUCCAAGGGAGACCAAGGGUUGCCGGGCGAGAUCGGCGCCCCAGGGGAGAGAGGGGCCGGAGACCCUGGAGCUAAGGGCGAGCCGGGAUCCACGGGAAUGGCGGGUUUGCCGGGGCUGCCGGGAGAGGACGGAGCCCCCGGACAGAAGGGAGAGCCAGGAGCUACAGGUUUCAGGGGGCCAGAGGGGACACCUGGGAUCGGGACUCAGGGUGAAAAGGGUGACCAAGGCCAAAGAGGAAUAAGAGGCUUGACCGGUCCACCUGGGAUCGCUGGACCCUCCGGACCGAAGGGAGAACCGGGGACACAAGGCAGGGCGGGUUCUCCCGGUCCACCGGGCCGUUUCAUCGUGGGACCCAAGGGUGAUCUCGGUCCGAAUGGUCCUCCUGGUCCGAUUGGCGAAACCGGCUACGGACUUCCUGGUCCGAAGGGUGACCGUGGAGACCCGGGCCCCGCAGGUCCAUUCGGCCCCAAAGGAGACGGCUAUCCCGGCCCCAUGGGCCCACCUGGUCUGCCUGGACUUCAAGGAGAACCUGGGCCUGAAGGAGAGGGCAUCCCUGGACCAAAGGGGGAUGUCGGUUUCCGAGGGUUGCCCGGUUUACCUGGACCUCCAGGCGAAGGACUCCAAGGACCUCUGGGUAACCCCGGGCGACCCGGACCACCGGGGCCAACGGGACCACAAGGACAAGGAGUUCAAGGGCCAAAGGGUGAACAGGGGUCCCAGGGCGUGACGGGGCCAAGGGGGCUUCCUGGCGAGGGCUUUCCUGGAGCUAAAGGUGACCGCGGCUCGGCAGGGGAGAGGGGGCUGAAGGGAAUCAAAGGAGAUUUGGGUGAUGCUGGAACCCCGGGGCAACCUGGCCGAGCUGGUGUCAAAGGUGAAGCGGGACUCACCAGAGAGGACAUCAUUCGAAUGAUCAAAGAGAUCUGCGGAUGUGGGAUCAAGUGUAAGGAGAGGCCCAUGGAGCUGGUGUUUGUCAUCGACAGCUCGGAGAGCGUGGGCCCGGAGAACUUUGAGAUCAUCAAGGACUUUGUGAACGCACUUGUCGACCGGGUCACAGUGGGGCGCAACGCCACCAGGAUCGGCCUGGUGCUGUACAGCCUGGAGGUGAAGCUGGUGUUCAACUUGGCCCGCUACGUCAGCAAACAGGACAUCAAGCAGGCCAUCAGGAACAUCCCAUACAUGGGAGAGGGUACGUACACGGGCACGGCCAUCCGUAAAGCUACACAGGAGGCCUUCUACAGUUCACGAGUGGGCGUCAGCAAAGUGGCCAUCGUGAUCACUGACGGCCAGACGGACAAGCGGGAGCCGGUGAAGCUGGACCUCGCGGUACGAGAGGCCCACGCUGCCAAUAUUGAGAUGUUCGCUCUGGGGAUUGUGAACACCUCAGACCCAACGCAGGCUGAGUUCCUGAGAGAGCUGAACCUGAUCGCCUCCGACCCCGACAGCGAGCACAUGUUCCUCAUUGAUGACUUCAACACCCUGCCAGCUCUGGAAUCCAAGUUGGUGAGCCAGUUCUGUGAGGACGAGAACGGAGCCCUGAUCUACAACCGAAUAACAAACGGCUACAACGGCUACAGAAACAACGGCUACAACGGCAACAGGAAUGGCGCCAAUGGGAACUACGCCAUCGGUGGCUAUGGUUACCGGCCUGCGACUGAGCAGGAAAUACUGAACGGACGACAGACCGGCACCAACACUGGCACCAGCACCCACAGCCACGGAGGCCAAGUAGAGACCACCCAGCAGGGCAGUAAAGGGUCCAGCACGGCACAUGGCGGCGGAGCUCAGCAUGUGAACACUGAUACAACGAACUGGGGGACCGAGCGCGGGGACACAUUUAACCGCGGAAACUUAGAUCUCAGACCUGUGCCUCCUUCCAGAGAGGACUCCUCCAGUAGCCGAGGCUCCUCCUCAUCUUCAUCAUCAUCUUCAUCGUCAUCAUCUUCAUCAUCCUCUUCUAGAAAUACAACCACAUCCUUCUCAGGUGGAUCCGUAAUUCAUGUACCUGCCCCGAGGCCAGCUCUCCCCAAAGAGACCGCGCCCUUAGACCCUCGCUGUGGCCUGGUUCUGGACCAGGGCACGUGUCGGGACUAUAACAUCCGCUGGUAUUACGACAAGCAAGCCAACGCCUGCGCCCAGUUCUGGUACGGCGGCUGCAACGGCAACAAGAACCGCUUCGACACAGAGGAGGAGUGCAAGAGGACGUGUGUGAUCACCAGAUCCACCGAAGGCUGAGUGAAGGCGUCUGCCAUACAUCUGCUGUAGAUACUUCCAGGAGGGGCAGCUAAAACCAGCCUUUUUCACAGGGUUAUGUAAAGUCUUUGCAUAAUUCUCAGGCAUAUACAUGUACACUGAUGUUCCACACCACUACUACAUUAUACUUCCUGUCUUUGUGCCCCUUCCUAUUGAACCAGUUGUGAAAUUGUCCUCCUCUUAAGUACAGAGAAAGAGAGUUUUGAUGGAUACCUCCAUUGUUUUUUUUAUAAUAGCAUCUAGUGCAGAGAUACUUCUCAGGAAUACAGAUGAGCAGUGUGUUUCCAGUUCCCUGGGGAUUCCCACACCUACGGGACAUGAUCUGUUUUUAUUUUAUUUUGUUCAUACACAGUCUGUGAGUGCCGCAAAGAUGGUGAAAUAAUGGACUGUUGAAUUUGCUCAACGCGAUCGGUGCCUUAUCAAUGUCAGAAUCAUACAUGGCAUCAAUCAAUCAAUCAGUGUGCCAUUAAAAUAAACUGUAGCUAUUAAUUUCUUUAGGGAAUAUUGGUGUUGUAACACACAGAGGAGAUUUAAGCCUCUCGUCACUUAUAUCAGUGAAAUAUAGUUUGUUUUUGUAUUUUAUAUAAAAUGACUGAUGCUCUGUAACUUCGUGGAAAUGUUUUGUGCCUUUUUGAAUGUUCUGUUGAUGAAAAUGUGAUGUUUUGUGUUUACGUUGUUUCACUUCUCUCCUCCCUCCGUCUCACUUUGUUCAACACACACACACACACACACACACACACACACACACACACACACACACACACACACUGCCCUCUACUGGGUGACACGUGCCGUGUUCUGAACGGGCAGCAUUUUCCUUCUGUUGUUGAGCUCCCACCCGUACUGACUGCAUCAACCCAAACUGUAUUGUUUAUUACAUGGUCAACAUUUGAUGUCAAACAUUUUUAAUAAACAGGAUCUAAACUAACAGGUUGAAACAUUUUUAUUAGAGGGGGAGGGGUGGUCGGAAAAGGGAGGAGGGAAUUGUAGUUUUUAUAACUUUUUAAGAGACUAGUUACACCAAUCAAAAUCAAACAAGUAGCAAAUAGAAGUAAAAUGUCUCUUUUUAAAAUCAAACAGCUGUUUACUUUCUAAAUCGUUGCCAAGCAACCUUGUUGUCUCUUGUUAUGUUUCCAUUUCCAUCACUCCUUCUCUUCCCCUGAAGUUAGCGUGCUAACCAGCUAGCCCCAGCCUGGUCGGAGUGUCCCGUCCCUUUCUGAUACCGAGUCACUGCGGCAUCAAAGUCUGCCCCCCCUG
Messenger RNA from Seriola aureovittata, 5264 nucleotides. Its product is annotated as collagen alpha-1(XXVIII) chain-like. The record is from RefSeq and is a predicted model, not a curated record. Gene Ontology annotation, molecular function: serine-type endopeptidase inhibitor activity. Lineage: Eukaryota; Metazoa; Chordata; Actinopteri; Carangiformes; Carangidae. The coding region runs from base 270 to 3989 and encodes 1239 amino acids. The transcript has 36 exons.